CAUGAGCCAUCAGCUCCUGUGGGGCAGGCUAUAGGACAGACGACAAAAGCAACUCACCGGAGGACCAGUGUACCAGGCACCAUGGGACAGUGUCGGUCAGCCAACGCUGAGGAUGCCCAAGAAUUCAGUGAUGUAGAGAGGGCCAUCGAGACUCUCAUCAAGAACUUCCAUCAGUACUCGGUAGAGGGUGGAAAGGAGACACUGACCCCUACUGAACUCCGAGACCUGGUUACCCAGCAGCUGCCUCACCUCAUGCCGAGCAACUGUGGGCUAGAAGAGAAAAUUGCCAACCUGGGCAACUGUAAUGACUCGAAACUGGAGUUUGGAAGCUUUUGGGAGCUGAUUGGAGAAGCAGCCAAGAGUGUGAAAAUGGAGAGCCCUGUUGCUCGGAGCUGA
Arvicola amphibius (Eurasian water vole) is the source of this 396-nucleotide messenger RNA. It is a transcript of the gene S100a14, whose product is annotated as S100 calcium binding protein A14. The record is from RefSeq and is a predicted model, not a curated record. The transcript has 3 exons. Gene Ontology annotation, cellular component: perinuclear region of cytoplasm. Gene Ontology annotation, molecular function: chemokine receptor binding. Bases 82 to 396 code for a protein of 104 amino acids. Gene Ontology annotation, biological process: response to lipopolysaccharide; positive regulation of monocyte chemotaxis; toll-like receptor 4 signaling pathway. NCBI's taxonomy places the organism in Eukaryota, Metazoa, Chordata, Mammalia, Rodentia, Cricetidae.